AUGCUUUCAACGCCGGGGGCCCCUUCGGCCCCUGUUGCUGCUCCGGGCCCCUGGGGGGCCCCCGCGGGCCCCCUGGGUCGUGUCUACGGCCCCCGCAACGUCUUGUACGUGCGCAACCUCUCUCCUCUGGUUACAGAAGAACAUUUGAAGGCAAUUUUUUCGCACUGUUCGGAGCUGCUGCGCGUGGAGUUUAAGGCGCUGCCGGGGGCCGCCGGUCGAUACUGCGAGUUGGAGUUUGCAGACAGCGCUGGAGUCACUGCAGCUUCCCAGCUAAACGGCACGGAGCUGCUGGGCCUGCCCAUGCAGGUUUCUGUGCUGAACCCCGUGGGCCCAGCGGCUGCGGGGGCCCCGGGGCCCCCCGGGCCUGCAGAGAACCUCAUGCGGCUUGCGACGCCCUUGCCCGCGCCCCCUGUUGCUGCUGCUCCCGUCGUCAUUCCUCCUCCCGUGCAGCCGAUAGGGGGGAUAGCAGCAGCAGCAGCGGCUGCUGCUGCUGCUGCUGCAGGAGUGGCGGGGGCUCCCAACCCCUUGCUGGGGGCCCCUGCGGCCUUGGGGCUCGCAGCGGCAAAUCCUGCUCUCGCUGCUGCUGCUGCUGCUGCUGCACUCCCUGGAGCUGCUGCCUCGCUGCUGCCUGUCGCCAUGGGAGCGGCUGCUCCCGUAACUGCUGUUGAGAUCGCCAUGCAGAACCACCUCGCGAACCUCCAGGCAGUUCAGGCAGCUGCAGCGCAGGCGAAGCAGCUGGCAGCUCGCAAGAAAAGUGAAUUGGGAAUUGGAGUUGCAGUGACGGCGGUGGACGGCCGGCUUCCUCCCGCCCAGUCUCUCGUUUCGGGGGUGUUGGUUGCGGAGCCCGAAGCUGACCAGUUAGAGAGGACUUGCUUUCUGCAGGGCUUUCCUGAUGAAUACGACGAAAAUGAACUCAAAAUGCUGCUGGCUGACCUAGCUAAAGUCGUCUCCAUUAGGCUCUCAACGGACCGCAAGAAACCAAAGUUUGCGAUCGUUGAAUUUGAAAAUGCACAAGAGGCGACGGGGAUGCUGGCGCUAGAUGGGAAGAGCAUUGGGCCAUCUGUGCUCAAGGUAAAGAAAUCAUCUACUCUAGUUGAGUUCAGAGACCCUGACGGCGUUUUGUUCGAAGUGCCCGCCCCUCCGAUCCUCGCGCAGAUAAAGCAGCAGCAGCAGCUGCUGCAGUCGCCUGAGCAGCAGAAGGAGCAAAUAGAAAUACGAGACAAAAGAAUAGCGGCUGCAAAAGAACAAAUAGAACGGAGGUUGCGUCGGGAGCGGGGCGAGCUGGAGACGGAAAGGGCUCGAGAGCGGUCCGCUGAAAGACAGCGGCAAAAGCAAAGGACUAGCCGAAGCAGCAGCAGGCACACCUCCAGAGGCAAAGAAAGAGACAGAGGAGCGAGCGAAAGAAAAGCACGCCUCUCGCGCUCGCCGAGCGCGCCCAGUCGCUCUCUGUCUCCUGUUGGAGGCGCUUCGAGGAGUUCAUCAGCUGCUGGGGGCCGCAGGGGCUCUGGGGAUGGGGGGGCUGAGGAAGAAAGGAGGCCCCUGUUGAGGUCCAUUGGGGCUCAAGGAGCAGCAGCAGCACUUAAAGAGAAGCUGCGAAAUGCUGCAGAGGCAGAGGCGAAGGAGGGCGGGGAGAUGCAGAGGGCAGAUCGUUCAGCUUCGCCUCAAACGCGGUCUUCAGUGCAGCGGAAACGAUCCCGCAGCAUCCGAAGCCGAUCCCAAAGUCCUGAAAGACGAUCCCACAGCUCCAAGGGGCGCUCCAUGAGCCCUAAAAGACGGCCACAAAGCCCGAAAAGAAGAUCCGAGAGUCUCAAAAGACGUUCACAAUCUCGGAGAAGAUCUCCAGAAGACAGAAACAUUUCCCCUUCCCCCAGAGGCCGGUCGCCAGUCCCGAGGCGGCGGCUGUCUUCCGAGAGGCGCUCCUUUUCGCCGGGGCCGAGGCGAUCCCCAGUGCAGCAGAGGCGAUCCCCGAUGCAGCAGAGGCGAUCCCAGUCCCCACGGCGGCGAUCCCCGGCGCAGCAAAGGCGAUCCCAGUCGCUCCGGAGACGAUCCCCCGCGCAGCAAAGGACUUCGCAGUCUCCGCGGAGACGAUCCCCGCUGCCUCCAAAAGAUCGAUCCCCGUCUCCCAGGAGGCGAUCCUCGCUGCAAGACAGGCGAUCCCCGUCCCCACGGCGUCGCUCGCAGUCCCCGAGGAGGCGAUCCCCGGUGCAGGCGAGGCGAUCCCGAUCCCCCCGGCGCAGCUCCUUACCGAGACGAUCCCCAGUGUCUCCCAGAGACAGACGGGGCAGGUCUCGAAGCCGAUCCCUCCCCCGGGGGGGCCCCUCGGGAUCGGGAUCGGGAAUCGGGAAGGCGACGGGGGGCCCCCGAUCCCGGUCUGGGUCGCGCAGCAGCGGGGGGCCCCGUGAAAAGGACUACCCAGCUGCAGCAGCAAGAGCAGCUUCCGGCGGAGGCAGCAGAAGAGGCAGCAGCGCUUCUCCCCACAAAAGGCACAAUGAUGCUUCAGUGUCUCCGUCGCCCCGCAGGAGGGGACGAUCCCGAUCUUCGUGGAGUCAGGGGAGACGAUCCCCGUCGGAGAAGAGACAGUCUUAUUCUUCCUCUUCCAGAAGGAGGCCCCCGAUCUCCAAGAGGGGCCGCGGGGGCCCCCGAGGCAGCAGCAGCCUCUCCCACUCCCCUGUGUACAGACACAGCAACGUGUCCCCCUCGCCCCCCAGAAAGAGAAGGUCCAGGUCACCUGGGGGGCCCCCCAGGGGAAUGCCUCGCCUGUCCCCCGAGUGGGGGCCCCCUGGGGCCUCCCCGUCUUCAAGGGCCCACAGGGUACCCCCUUACUUGCGGGGCCCCUCCCCGCGAAGAGGCGGCCACUUGCCCCACCCUUACUCGGGCAGCAGGGACCGCUCUCUCUCCCCCUCAGAGAGAAUUGGGGGGCCCCCCAUGGGGAGCAUGUCCUCCUUUAAGAGGGGCCGGAGUCCUUCUCUUAGUUUGAGGAGGAGGUCGCCUUCGCCGAGAAGAGGGGAGCUCAGGUCUUGGAGGCGAUCCCCGGGAUCGUCUUCCCGAUCCCCCCCGAGACGAUUUCCCCGUCGCAUGUCCCCCGGAGGCAUGGGGCCCUACCCCAGGGGCCCCCCUGUUGCAAACAUUCCCUUUAGAGACAGGGAACCUGACUGGCGGGCCAGGGGUUUAAUGCCAAUGGGGGGCCCCCGUCCGUACCCUAGGGACCUGCGGCAAAUCCGCAAAGGCCUUCACCCGGUUCGGGACGAGGGCCCCCCAAGGAGGCUGCAGAAAAGCAGGGGGCCCCCAGCCCCAGCUGUGGAUCGCUACAAGAGCCAGAGCAGGUCACUAAGCGAGGAGUGCGCAGCUGACCGGGCAAGCUCUGUGGGCUCUCCGCAUCCUGCAGCGACAGCAGGGGCAGAGAAAGCAGCAGCAGAGGACGCGGAAGAAAGAAGCUCCACUGCAGGGGGCCCCCGUGCAGAGGGGGCCCCCUCGGCAUCACCGGAGAGGGGCCCGCCUUCCUCGCUGCCGCUGCAUUCUAGGUUGGGCGACUUGAGACGUAGGCUACAGAGUAAACGGGGGGAGCCUGCUACACAGCAAUCGUAA
Messenger RNA from Eimeria necatrix, 3585 nucleotides. RefSeq names its product RNA recognition motif. family protein, related. Bases 1 to 3585 code for a protein of 1194 amino acids. Gene Ontology annotation, molecular function: RNA binding. NCBI's taxonomy places the organism in Eukaryota, Apicomplexa, Conoidasida, Eucoccidiorida, Eimeriidae. The transcript has 9 exons. The record is from RefSeq and is a predicted model, not a curated record.